GAGGGAAGGAAGGACUGACUAUGAAGGACUGUCCCUCCGGAGACUCCAUUUUUAGAGCUGCACGUGACAGAGGCUGAAAACUUCAUAGGUUCAGAUGCGCUGGCUGGCGCAUAGGCUGUCUCGUUCGCAUCCUUACUUGUUGGGUAGACCGCUCUCAUCCGCUCUCGAGUCACUCGAGUCCAACCUUUUGUUUAGAAAUGAGGCCCUGGGAACUUAGUUCGAUCAUAUGAAUCAUAUUCGAUCAAUUGUUAUGCAGCAAUGCAUUUCACGACUUGGCAGAGAGUUCCUGCGUGGACCCCCUGGGAGGGUCCAGGUCAAAACGCUUUUCGAGCAGCGGAUUCUCUCUGAUUCCCUCUGAUUCUUUCGAAGACGGAUGCCGCCGGCCGCAGCGCAUUUGUAGCUCAAAGGGACAGUUUUGCUUCACUUCGUUCAUCCAAGACUGGCACUCAGAUCAUGUCGACGCCCAAGAGGAAGGCAGGUCCUCUCGACACUCUCCCGCCCAUCUGCGCUGGAGCGGUGGUCACUUCGAUCGCUAUGUAUCCAGUGGACGUGGUCCGCGCUAUUUGCAUGUCAAAUCCAGGAACUGGCGCGGGAGAAGCUCUGAAAGGAUUUUUGGAGGCACAUGGAAUCAUGGGCUUCGUGAAGCAAGGCCUUGUGGCGGAAGUCACCAGGGCUUCGAUCUCCCGAGCCAUCAAGUUCUUUAUGCAACCAAUUGUGCACAAGAGCCUCUACGGCGUCCCUGAGACCAAGGGCAGCCCUGUCAGCAAGGGCUUGGCAGGAGCCAUUGGCACGGUGCCAGAGGUGUUAGCAAUUUCUCCCUUGGAGAACAUCAAGCUUGCCGCACAAUUGGACAAGGAGGGAAGGUUUAACGGAUCUGCGGACAUUGCCAAGCACAUCUGGAAGACUCGAGGCUUUGGCGGUUUGAUGAUUGGCUAUGCUGGCAUGCAGGUCCGACAGUGUUUGUGGACUGGCGGCUUCUUCUUGACCUUGGAUGUCUACAAGGGCGCGGUCUCCAACGUCGUGUCAAACAAGCUGGCACAGGAUGUUCUGUCUGGCUUUGCGGCGGGCGCCACGGGCACAGCCAUGAAUUGCUGGACUGAUGUCUGCCGAUCCAUUGUCCAGAAGAAGGCCCUGGCCGACACCUUCGACCCCAGCAUUCCACGACCCAGCGCUUUGGCGCCCUACAACCCUGGACCCUUCUUUGCGGAGGCGGCCAACCUGGCAUCAACUAAAGGCAUCGGUGGCCUCUAUGCUGGUGUUGGACCCAAGAUGGUUCACCUGGGCGGCAGUGGUGCGAUCUUGGCGGUGCUGAUGCCCCGCUUCAAGACCUAUUGGUUCGACAUGAUGGGCCUCGAGUGAGGAGAUUCGUGCGCACUUGCCAGGUGAGAUCAUACACGAUCGCCACAGCUGAGUCCGCUCGGCGGGGCAAGCUUUUCGUCUUCCGAUGUUCCUGCAGCGAGCAUAGCAUCAGGGAACUAUACCCAUCACAUCAGACAGAGAUGAAUCCAUCAAU
Messenger RNA from Durusdinium trenchii, 1513 nucleotides. NCBI's taxonomy places the organism in Eukaryota, Dinophyceae, Suessiales, Symbiodiniaceae. The record is from the annotation of a GenBank genome assembly.